AGGAGCCAUGGGCAACAUCUCCUCUAACAUCUCGGCCUUCCAGUCCCUGCACAUCGUUAUGCUGGGCUUGGACUCUGCCGGCAAGACCACGGUGCUCUACCGGCUCAAGUUCAACGAGUUCGUGAACACGGUGCCCACCAUCGGCUUCAACACCGAGAAGAUCAAACUGAGCAACGGCACCGCCAAGGGCAUCAGCUGCCACUUCUGGGACGUGGGCGGCCAGGAGAAACUACGGCCGCUGUGGAAGUCCUACAGCCGCUGCACGGACGGCAUCAUCUACGUGGUGGAUUCGGUGGACGUGGACCGGCUGGAGGAGGCCAAGACGGAGCUGCACAAGGUGACCAAGUUUGCGGAGAACCAGGGCACGCCGCUGCUGGUCAUCGCUAACAAGCAGGACCUGCCCAAGUCGCUGCCGGUGGCCGAGAUUGAGAAGCAGCUGGCGCUGCACGAGCUCAUCCCGGCCACCACCUACCAUGUCCAGCCGGCGUGCGCCAUCAUCGGCGAGGGCCUCACCGAGGGCAUGGACAAGCUCUAUGAGAUGAUCCUGAAACGUAGGAAAUCUCUCAAGCAGAAGAAGAAGCGGUAAUGCGUCCGGGCAGCGAUUGGAAACGAGGCUGAGUGAGCGAGCCACUGAGUGAAUGAAUGGACGUCUGGGUGAGCGAGAACCCGCGCCCGCGAACAAAGACAACGAACCAAAGCGAUGCUUCGAGUUUUUAAGACACGAUCUCUGUAUCCUAAUGCAGGACUUGGAGACUUAACCUGGGAUGUGGAGGCUGCAUCACCACCCUGCUCGCCACCUGCCCCACCCCCCACCCCAGCUCAGGGGACCUUUUGUCUAAAUGCUUGAGCUACAGAUGGGGUGGGGUGGGGGUAACCGGCGGGGAGUGAACGUGAGGACGCGAGGGUCCGGUGGUGAGCCCUCUGGCCCCAGGUGGGAAGGUUGGAUGUCAGAGACACAAAAGCGAUUUCUUCUUGCUCCAUCAGGGCCAGAAGUUCAGGCUGCCCAGCCCCCAAUGCGGGGGGGAAAUCACGUGUGAGUUACCUGAGGUAUGCAGUUCACAGAACUCCUGGGAUACCCCUGCGGGAGCGGGUAGGCACUGGGGUGUACUGAUGGGAGGGUGGGGAUGACCGCUCCUUGCAUUCUGGAGCUGUGCAAACUGAGUAGUUUUAUGUCACAGGGCUGGCCCCUGUUUGCAGUUUCAUUUGUCCUGCUCUGGGCCCAAAAGGAGGUGGUGGUUUGGGUCCGUCCAGAGGACUGCCUGGGACCAUGCGGCAGCCGGAGGACCCAGGGUGUUGCUGCACUUCUGGCCUUGGCUGGGAAUGGCCUGGAAGACGCCACUUUCCAGGGGUGGGUGUGUGUGGUUUUGCUGAGAACUGCUGUUCAGCCUGGCAUGAGACCUCUUACAGAUGGCCUAGGCCCUAUCAGUGUGUUGGUCACUAUCACAUAAAGAGACCAAUAAAACAAAGAAAAACAGAAAACCAUUGGAGGUGGUGGUGGUGCCAGUACAGGUGUUCAAAGGGUGAGGUUCUUGACAUUAAUGCGCUCUCUCUCUCUCUCUCUCUCUCUCUCUCUCUCUCUCUCUCUCUCUCUCUCUCGUGUGUGUAUAUGUGUGUGUGUGUGUGUGUGUGUGUGUGUGUUCCCUCCAUACUGCAUAAUCGGCAUAAAUACUGGACCCUCUGUGUGGAAUUUGAAAUUCUCUCAGCCUACUGAUUGGUUUGGAGGAGCACACCAACUACAGAUGUGUGCUGAAUUGCAAAAUGGUUUUCUUGGAAAGGAUGUCUGAUCAUUCUAACCACGUGGUGAUUAGGUUUCAGACAUUUUUUUUUAACAAACAAACAAACAAACAAAAAAAAAAACCACUUCCACAAAUGAAUAAUCUUCACUUUGUCCUUUUGUGCCCCUUGGCACUACAAGUGGAGACAUGUUCAGAUUUCUGAGUUGGGUCUUUGUAGCCUAUCUGAGUUCAGUAUUUUACUCAAAGUGUGUCAUUAGAGUAUUUGAUGUCAUUCACCAAAAGAAUAAAACCCCACCUUGGAAAUGCUGACCUCGUUUGCAUGGAUUUGAAGAGAGGAAGGUCUGAAGGAUGGAGUCCUUUGGAAUUCACCCUGUGGGAGCUGGCCUGGCCUCAGAGCCAGCCAGCACUUUGGUUAAACGCAAACAACAAUGAGUGCUUGAGAUGAAAAGGGAGCAGGUGUGUGACGUCAUGGUCACUGGUACUCAGGCACUUCACAGUUUACUUGAAAAAGGCUUUGGAAAAUAGAUAAAGUGAAAGAAUAAAUACAUAUUUUUAAUAAUGUAAUUUUAAAAAUCCUUUAUAAUCAGGAGUGAGUCUUGGCUUGGUAAAAGCUGCCAUUUGUCCUGAAACACAGUAUCAAAAGAGAAAUUUACAACUAGCAGGUUUUGUUGUUGUUGUUUUUUUUUUUUCAAUCUCCCCUCUGAAUCCAUCUUUUAGGGUAGGAGUUUGGUUUCCCUCCAUGACGACACGUUGCUGUGCAAAGGAGGCCAUGGUUGUGAGUGAGCACGGAGUUGGUCACAAUAUGAGCCCAUCCCUGUUGUCCUUGAAACACGAAGAGUCAACUUAGGAACCAUAGGCAGAAAUCAUGGCUUCCUGCUUGAAACCCAAUUCUUAGAUUGUUUUUAAAGUCAAAAUAUAGCAGUCCAUGAUCCUUCCUUGUGUGUUCCAUAGCCCUCUGAUGCUGGUGUUUUUGUAGACACUCAGUAGAGCUAAGCAGUGGUGAGCAGCCUCCAAGAUCUGUUUACACAGCAAUGGGGCAUUACUGGCUUCUUCAUGGGCUGGUCCCGUGGUCUGAAGAUUCUGUAUAGAAUUAUUAAAAAAAAAAAAAAUCCACCUUCUUUUAUUUUCUUCACAAUUUCUUAAGCACUUUGACAUUUUGGUAGUUCCACAAUAUGGAGAGAAUAAUAUAUUUAUUUUGUGACAUUGCCUAUGCCAAAUACUUUAACCUUCCUGUGCUCUCAAUACCUGAGUUCCAGGUCAGUGUUCAGAUCCUGGCCUGCUUGAACAAUGGCAUGGGAUGGUUUUGUGGUGUUUCUCCCCCACCUCCAACCCCCCCCAUUAUCAAUACUUAAGGGUGCAGUUGACUGUUAGUAGUUGUGCAGUAAAGUCAAGCCCUGUGGUGUAUCAGCAAAUAGUUAAGAGUCUCAGUUGAUUUCUGUAAUGUUUGACCUAAUAAAAACCCAUUUCAUUUGUGACAAGAGGGAACCCAGUGAAAAUCACUGUGUGGUGGUGUCAUGGGGGAGUUCCUAUCACAUGCCAGCAAGGACGAGUGAUGUGUCUGCCCUUUGGGUUCCUGGAGAGGUAUUUGGCCUCCCCAAGCAAGGUUUGGAAUGGUUUCUAUAGACAACAGGGAGGCCAGUUAUGAUUUAGAGCUGUUCUCUUCACACUCUGUGACAGUGUUGGGACUGAGUCCUCUGGAUUCCAGGUUUUUUUUGUUUUUUGUUUUUCCUGUAAUUCUCUGUCUUCACCACUCUCUUCUUUGUUCCUACCCCUUUUAUAAUGCAUAUAUGAUGCUGUGAACAGAAAUAAACUAUUUAUACAAUCAAA
Messenger RNA from Cricetulus griseus (Chinese hamster), 3563 nucleotides. The record is from RefSeq and is a predicted model, not a curated record. Lineage: Eukaryota; Metazoa; Chordata; Mammalia; Rodentia; Cricetidae.